This is a messenger RNA of Penaeus indicus, 1945 nucleotides long. RefSeq lists its product as uncharacterized. The transcript has 13 exons. The coding region runs from base 174 to 1508 and encodes 444 amino acids. The record is from RefSeq and is a predicted model, not a curated record. Lineage: Eukaryota; Metazoa; Arthropoda; Malacostraca; Decapoda; Penaeidae.
GAAAAUACUGUUAAGGAAAAUGUAUAAAAAACGAUUCCUAUAACUUACGCUAUAGUAAUCAUUUGUAUUCGAAGACCCGAGUUGCUAGCAUUCACUCAACGAACUCUUAGUGGAACUUCUUUAUUUCUUCGUGAGAUAUACACAGUCCACAGCGUGCUUGAGGUUAUCGAAAAAUGGAGGUGAUAAUAACAUGGGCAGUGGUGUUCCUCUCCCUUAUCCAGCUUUCAGUUAAUGACACUCCGCCAUCCCCUUGUGACGUCACAGCCAUCUCGGUUAAACCAGUCCCUCACGAACUACGAGCUUACUAUAAUCUGACUCUGAACGACGAAGUUAAUUGCCCGAAAGAUCGAAAAUUCGAAAUUUACACCAGUCCCGCGAAUAAGGAAUUCAUUUUUGAGAGCUAUGUGACAGGCAGUAAGGCAUCUAGUGUGGGAAUAAAAGGAGAUGGAAAUUUCCGGCUGGUAUGGCUAAACAACUCCAGCAUUCCGGAAGUACGAUCAGCUGAUUUUUGGAUGCCGGGAAAUCAGGUCAACACGUCGUACCGAGUCAUGGGAUAUAGAUCGGACAUGAUUCACUUCCACAUGGUAGACGAAUAUGAUCGCAUUAAGUACAUGGCUAUCAAGAUUUAUAAGGUUUUAGUCGACGAGAUGGUGUUCAUCGAAAACGUGAGAGGAAACUCAACCGACGUAUUGAAGGAAAAUCUUUCACCAAACGACUGUUAUUUAUUCGAGCUGUUGCCCGUGUUUUGGAGUUCCAAUAUUAAUUACAAAACCGAAUUGUAUACGGAUUACAUGCGGUGUUCUAUUAUCAGGCAAGGUUUUCCCGGAAGACCACUGCGUCUCGCCCGGCCUCUGUCAGACACGAUAAAGGUGAUAAUACCUGUUGUUGUUUUGCUGGUGGUCUUGGUGUCUGCAGUGGCCUUUGUUAUUGUGAGGAAGUUGAGUGCGAGAGAUGCAGCCCUAUUAGCAGAGGACGACGAAGCGAGGAUGCUCUCCAGCCAAGCGACACGGACGGAACUCCUGGUGAUUCACGCCCGCGAACCGAUGUACCGGCUUCACCACGACCACACGCUGGGCCUCAUGGAUCAGCUGAGAAUUCACUGCAACGCCAAGGUCCACGACAUCUGGGACUGCCGUGACCCUCGCCGACUACAGGACCCGAACGGCUGGCUGCAGUGCGUCCUGGCCUACACCUCCGACGUCAAGAUACUACUGGUCAUGUCUCCGCGCGUCGUGUCCGUUAUGAAUGCCAUCGUUAAUCAUCAGAAAGAUUUGGUCGACCUCGAAGAAGGAAGCAAGGAAAGGGGUUUCCUGCAGAUGGUUUCCAGCAUCAGGAAGCUACUGGAUAAGGAUCUCUUUGAUAAUUAUGACCGUGUCUACGUUGUCAGAUUCAGCGAUUUAUGGGACAAAGACGAAGAUAUUCUCAGCGUCAUAACUGGGAGUCGGCGAUUCUGUCUACCGGAACACACCGAAAAUUUAUACGAAGAAAUUGGUUAUGAGAGUAAUUAAGCUAUUAGAUCACUAAUUAAGCUGGUGAAUAGGGCAAUUACGAUAUUAGAUUGGCUAUUAAACCGGUGAUCAGAACAAUUUGAAAAUUAAACUGAUCACUAAACUAGUGCUUAGAAUUGACACUAAACUGGUGCUUAGAACGUUUAGGAGAUUUGAUUAAUAAAACUAUUCCUAGGUAUAUCAUAACAGAUUAAAUGAAAAUGAUUUAGUCCCUUUUGAUUAUGCAAUAAGCGAAUCCGAUAUACAUACAUACAUUUUUUUUUUCUUCUUUAUUCUUUUUUUUUGUGUGUGUAUGAAAUUUAUAAUCAGUUGUGUCCCAAUUGCUAUUUAUUUCAUGUCCUCGGCUUUCAUGCUUCGUACUGAACGAGAUUUUUGUUUCGUGAAUACCAAUGUACAUAUGUAUUACACUGUGAUACUAAUAAAUAAAUAUACAUAUA